UAAGGAGAGAUAACAGCUGGAAAAUGGCCACGAGAAACUUAACCGAGCCCUUCGUUUUAAUGCGAAACAACGCUUUGCAGAGCAGACACAUUUACGCCGAACAGAAUCUUACCGAUCGUGUGGCGCUUGUGCACUCGGACUCGAGCGAGUCCGACAAUGUCGAACUGAAGGGUGUUAACGUGGACAGUGAUGCGCCGCCCUCCUGGGCGGACGCCUUGGAAGAAACGCAGUACAUCCUGAGCAGAUUACGGGUGAAGAUAGACAGCCUGGUCGAGCUGCACUCGAAGCAGCUCACCAGGCCCACCCUGGACGAUACAUCUCAGGAGGAGAGACAAAUGGAGCAACUGACGCGAGAGAUCGGACGUUUGUUCUCCAGUGGCUACAGACAAGUACAAACAAUUAAGUCAGCUGGCAGGCACGAAACUAAGCUUGCGGAGCGUCGGUUAGCCACCAGUGCGGUGAUGGCCCAUUCGACUGCCUUACAGGAGUUGGGUCUUCGAUAUAGAGCUGCGCAGAAUCAUUAUUUGACACAGGUGCAAUCGAGAGAGGAGAGGAAUAACCAGUUCUUCGCAGAAGACCAGUCUCUUUUAAAUAAUGUAGCAACCGAUUCCUGGCUGACAGAAUCGAACGAGGCAGCUGGCGAUUAUUGGCAAAGAAAUGAACAAAGGCAGGACUCGGUUUUAUUGCAGUUGGAGGAGCCUGAAGAUAGGAUGAAGUUAGCAGUGGAAAGGGAGGAGCAGAUUGGAAGUAUAGUUCAAAGUAUAGCAGACUUAAAACAUAUUUUUAAGGAUCUCGCAGUGAUGGUACAGGAUCAGGGUACUAUUUUAGAUCGGAUCGAUUACAACAUCGAGCAAACGCAAGUACAAGUACAAGAGGGCUACAAACAAUUGAAGAAAGCCGACUCGUAUCAGAAGGCCAAUAAAAAGCUGUAUUGCAUCGUGGUACUCGCGGCUGCUAUUAUAUUACUUAGCUUCUUGUUCGUCAUAUUUAAGACGUAGAACCAACUAUAAUUAGAAUAAAAAUUAACGUGAAAAUAUUGAUAUAUAUAUAUUUUUCUUUUUCUAAUACUUGUUGGUAUUUAUCACCGUGUUCCAUAAAAUGAAACAUCUUUAUAGAGUUUGUUGUAUAUAAAUGGAUGGAAAGCUAUUUUUUAAAAUAGUACGUGCAGUUUUUCUCAAGUGUUAUUGUCAAGGAAGGAACAAUGUAUUCGUAAAAGAUUAUGACGAAAUGUCUGUUCGGCCCAUCUGUUCGUGGAUUAAUAUGAUAGAAAUAAUCAACUAUGAAUGUGGCAUUAAUCUUUUUAAUCAAUGUUAAUCUUGCUCUGUAUAAAUUACUUUUAAAACAAUCCCCGUAAUAUCGUAAUCCUCAUGAUACCUGCAAUUUUAUUUAGACGAUGCCGCUGUAUUUUAAUUCUUAUAAUGUAUAGCAAGAGUGAUCACAAAGAUAACAGAUUUAUAAUAGAAUAAUUUAUUUAUCUCACUUAACUGUAUAUUUUUGUAUAGCUAUAAAUUAUAAAUUAUUUUUAUUUAUGUGUAAUAUCGUAACGAUAAAAGUGAAAAACAAUGCUGUUUUACUUUUUAUAUCUGUAUUGUAAACUGUUCUGUACAUCCAAUUGUUAAAUGAUCAUUCCAGAAUAAAAUGAUGACUGAUUUAA
This is a messenger RNA of Wasmannia auropunctata (little fire ant), 1654 nucleotides long. It is a transcript of the gene Syx16, whose product is annotated as syntaxin-16. The record is from RefSeq and is a predicted model, not a curated record. Bases 24 to 998 code for a protein of 324 amino acids. NCBI's taxonomy places the organism in Eukaryota, Metazoa, Arthropoda, Insecta, Hymenoptera, Formicidae. Gene Ontology annotation, biological process: vesicle fusion; vesicle-mediated transport; intracellular protein transport. Gene Ontology annotation, molecular function: SNARE binding; SNAP receptor activity. The transcript is spliced from 5 exons. Gene Ontology annotation, cellular component: endomembrane system; membrane; SNARE complex.